GCUCCAUUCCAGCUUCAGCGUCUUUGCCUUCCCAGACUCUGACUUUUCAAGCAUCACCCUCCAAAAAAAAAACUGCCAUCAUGACAGACUGGACGGAAUGUAUGAAUUACGGCAUGUUCAUUGCCAGACAGGCCAGAGAGGUGAUCCUCCACGCCUUCAGGAUCAAGAAGGCGGUGAUGCUGAAGAGCUCUCCCGCAGACCUGGUCACUGAGACGGACCAGCGGGUGGAGAAAAUGCUCAUAUCCGCCAUCAGGGACAAGUACCCUAAGCACAAGUUCAUUGGUGAGGAGUCCGUGGCCGCUGGUGAGCACCUUGUUUUGACUGACAGCCCCACCUGGAUCAUCGACCCCAUCGAUGGCACUGCCAACUUUGUGCACAGGUUUCCCUUUGUGGCUAUUUCUAUAGCCUUUGCUGUGAAUAAGCAGACUGAGUUUGGGAUCGUCUACAGCUGUAUAGAGGACAAACUCUACUCAGCCCAGAGGGGAAGGGGUGCGUUCUGUAACGACAUCCCCCUCUCCAGCUCUGGCCAGAACGAUAUCACCAAGUGCCUGGUGGUGACAGAGAUCGGGGCGGAGAGGGAUCAGGUGGCCCUGGCUACGAUGACAUCCAACAUUCACCGAAUACUGGAGAUCCCAAUCCAUGGCAUCAGGGCCGUGGGCACAGCAGCUGUGGACAUGUGUCUGAUUGCCACCGGUGGGGCCGACGCCUACUACCACAUCGGCAUGCACUGCUGGGACAUCGCAGCCUCCGCCAUCAUCGUGUGCGAAGCGGGCGGCGUGGUCAUCGACACCAACGGGUCGGAGUUCGACAUGAUGUCGCGGCGCGUGAUAGCGGCCAGCAGCAUGAGCGUGGCGCAGAAGAUCUCCAAGGUGAUCACGGCCUUCCCCUGCGAACGGGACGACGUGCUCGACGCCCGGCCCAUGAAGGGCGUGCACGACUACAGCGUCGACAGCCCCAAAGGAGUCCGCAAGACCGCGGGCGGCUUCGUCCACCACUAA
Molecule: messenger RNA, 998 nt
Organism: Conger conger (European conger)
Lineage: Eukaryota; Metazoa; Chordata; Actinopteri; Anguilliformes; Congridae
Product: inositol monophosphatase 1-like
Exons: 9
Coding region: 81-998 (305 amino acids)
Biological process (GO): inositol metabolic process; phosphatidylinositol phosphate biosynthetic process; signal transduction
Molecular function (GO): inositol monophosphate 1-phosphatase activity
Source: RefSeq, a predicted model, not a curated record